AACGUACGCGACUACAAUCGAACGUGAACCUCUUCGUAGUGCGUACAAUGGCCGAAGCUUAAAGUUGUAUUAGUGUAGCUCGGUGUUCAACGACAGCGUUGAAAAAAUGUAAAAGCUUAUAAUUGUACCGUUACGGGUUGUGCGCAAGUAUUCUAUAGAUCUUCGGGCGCUGCGGUAUGCAACCCGCAGUGUACACUUGAAAGUUAAAACCAAUGUUGGAUUUUACGUGGAAGUAAACAUCAUCAUGUCGUCGGACGGGACGCCGUGCGUUUCCGGAGAGGAUAUCCGGUGGCGGUCGGCAGGCCUUUGCAGUCGUCAUCGUUCCAUGUCGUCGUGUCGCCGUGGACCGUCGUAGUAGUCUGUAUACUAUAAUAUAAUAGACACAAGCCUUUGAACACCCGUGUCCGUGCCGCAGCCGUUUUGAGCAGGGACGAUGGGCAACCUGCAGAGCAGCUCGACGACGCCGUCGUCUCGUGCCGGGCCGAAAGGCCGGAACAAAAGGCCAUCGGGCACCGGGACCCGCGAUUGGCUGUUGGGGGGCGCGACGAGGGUGCUACGGAAACCAGUUGCACCGGCGCCGGCGGCGGCAGAGGUGGAGGCGGCGGCGGCAACGGCGGAUCACGUGACCGUGACCAGUCGUGACCUCCGCCGGCAGCGGACUCCCCCGGCCCGCGACGACGAUACCGAUCAUCAUGCAGAUGAGCAGCAACAACAACACCGGCAGGAGCACCACUGCAGCAACAGCCGCCGCCGCCACCGCAACGACCGCGACGAGUCCGCCCGCAGUUCCUCGGAAGAGGAGGACUCCUCAGUAUUCGCCGACACGCUGACCAGCCCGCAGAGCGUGUACUCGGACGCCAGAGACGAACCGGACGACAUCAUGGUGGUGAACGGCGGCGAAACGUUCGGCGGCGGUACCGGGCGCACGGCCGCCGCCGCCCACCAGGCUUUCACGAUCGUCAAGCACCGCAAAGUCGAACUGAACCCGGCCAAGUUACAAUCGGCAGUCGCCAACGGUCAGGUGCAGGCUGUGGACUCGGCGGCGGUCAGACGCAACAACGCCUCGCAACUGAGCGACGGUCCCAAGGACGGGAGCGUUCUCAGGAGGGUCGCCAAGGUCACGCUGGACCAGGCCACCAAAGACCAAAAACCAGUGAGACCGAAACAUGUGCCGGAAAAGUUGGACUUCAGGAACCGUGAAAAGUUUGAAGGCCAAGUGCUGAUAAACUGGCUUGUUUCGUCGUUCAGUACGGAGGAACGCCGAAGGGAUGCCCGGUUACUGUUGCCUCAAAUCUGCACGGAUCUGGUGACCGCGGGUGUCAUCAAACAGAUACAAGACAAGGAUGCUACGGUAGCCGGUGACCUGUUUAGAUCGGAUCUCAUGUACUACUGGGCUCGUUCUGAAUUGGUUAACACCCCAUCGUCGUCUCCGGGGCGUAUUGGACAACCGGCAUGGUUAACGGAUAAAAAUUUAGGUGGUGUUGAAAACUGUAAAGAUGGAUCAGCGUUACAAGCGUAUUCGAAUUCAGAAGAACUACAAGAAAUACAAAAUAAAACAGUUUCAAAACAGUCGCCAUUUAAAAACGGCAUAGAAGCAAUGCACAAAGAUGGCAUACAAGAUUUGGAAAAUAUAUCUGAUUAUACGCCUACUAAAAGUCCUAAACCAACUAGUUUACCAAUAAGACGCAAGAAAUCGUUAACUUCGUUAUCUGAUAAAUUGUCAACUCUAUCAAUAGACCAGUCAAAUAUUCCUGUCAAACAGACAAAUGGAAAUACAACCGAUGAAACAGUCAUAAAAAAAGUUAAUGGUAUCCAAUCACCAACUAAAAGGACAUCGAUUUCAUCAACGCCUAACCAAAUUACCAAAGAUACUCCAUCUUCAUUACCGAGUUCUAAUGGUGGCGAUUCCUCUGUGUUUUAUACUCCGGUCGGCGUUAAUGAUCCAACGUACAAUGGUUUGUCUCCAAUAACAACGCCGAAAAGUUCCUCCCUUAAUAAGAUCGUCUUCGGUGGUCUAACACCAAUUUUUGAUCCAAUAAGUGAAAAUAGUACGAUUGUUCAAAAUAAUGAUUCACUUUUAAGUUCGCCAGAAGUCGCCAUAGAAGCUAUUAAAUGUGAUUUUUCAACAAGUUCACCGACUUUGAAGAAUGAAAGCGAUACAAUUGACGAGAAACAAAUAUCGCCAGAUGCCGCUUUAUCGUCACACGUCAAAAGCGACAGUCAAGUUACAUCGACAAUAAAUUCUCCUAAAGAUAAUGUUAAAACUGCACUAUCUUCACCGCGUUCUGAAAGUCCUGUUUCCUCUGUAACAUUCCACCCAAUUCCAGAAAUCAGUACUUCACUUCCUCCUCCACCACCACCUCCACCACCACCACCACCUCCACCACCACCACCACCUCCACCACCACCACCACCUUUUUCUCAACCCGAACUUACUGGAAGUCUAAUCCCACCACCACCUCCGUUACCACAACUCCCUAAGAGUACUAUUCCACCUCCACCUCCCCCUCCUCUUCCAACUUCUACAAGUUGUAUACCUCCUCCGCCUUCACCUAUAUUAUGCAGCACGCCAAGUGCUAUUCCACCUACACCAACACCAUUAUUAAACAAAUCAGUUUCUGGAUUCAAUGGUCCUCCACCACCUCCACCACCAAUGACUGGUCCAACGCCAUUUCCUGCACCACCUAUUGGUGGUUGGAAUGUUCAACGCGAUCUAUUACGUAAAAAACCAAUAACUCCACCGGUACCUAUGAGACCUUUAUAUUGGACAAGAGUUAUUUUGAAAGAACCUAUUGUUGAAACAUAUACACCAACAACUCCAGAUUCACCAGACAGUUUAAAACCACUGUGGAGUGAUCUAGAAGAAGCUCCAAUACCGAAUAUAAACGAGUUUUCGCAGCUUUUCUCUCGACAAGCGGUAGAACCAAAAUUAGCAAAAAAAAAGGUGCAACUAAAAAAAAAGACAGAGGAGUUUAAACAAUUGUUGGACACGAAGAGAUCGCGAAACGUUGGCAUAUUAGCACAGAGUUUGCAUUUGGAUUUUUCUGAAAUCGAAAAUGCUCUUUAUAAUUUCGAUACGUCUGUAGUAAGUGUUGAAGUACUUCAACAAAUCUAUGAAGUGUCGGCGACAGAAGAAGAAUUGGGAUUAAUUAAAGGUCAUGUGGCAUCUCAUCCGGAUCAGCCACUUGACAAACCAGAACAGUUCCUGUUAGAACUCAGUGAAAUACCACAUUUUGGUGAACGCGUCGCGUGCUUAAUAUUUCAAUCCGAUUUCAAUGACGCCUUGAACAACAUAGCAAGCAAAUUGAAUAACAUGAAAGCCACUUCUGGGUUUCUAAUGACUUCUGAGGGUUUAAAAAAAGUGUUGGCCAUCAUCUUAGCAUUGGGAAAUUACAUGAAUGGAGGUAAUCGGCAACGUGGUCAAGCAGACGGAUUUGGUUUGGAAAUCUUACCUAAACUUCGAGAUGUCAAAAGCAAAGAUAACUCAAUGACUCUGUUACAUUUUAUUGUACAAACAUACAUAAAUGAAUGCAAAGAACCAAUGAAAGAAUCAUUACCUGUGCCAGAGCCCAGUGAUGUAGAUCGAGCAGCUCACGUAACUUUUGAUGACUUGCAACAAGGUCUUAAAGAAUUAAAAAUAAAACUAGCUGGUUGCAAGAAAAAAGCUGACAAAGUAAUAUUGUCGUCUGCUUAUGAUAGCUUAGAACCAUUUAAAACAAAAAUGGAAUCAUUUAUUUCUAUGGCGCACAGACAAUUAGAAAAUGAACAUGAGAACUUGGAAGAAAGUAAAAAACUGUUUGUUAAGCUAAUGCGAUUUUAUCAGUUCCAACCGAAGACCAGUAAAAGUCUCUUAGAUGUUGCACCAAAAGAUUUUUUCCCAUUAUGGUUACCAUUCUGUACAGAUUUCAAAGAUUUUUGGAAUAUGGAACAACAACGAAUUGUUAAAGAAAAGCUUUUAGAAAGUAAGAGAAGAACGAAAGAAAGACAACAACUAGUUAGGACAAAUAAGAAAUCACUUGAAGGACUGAAAAAUCAAAUUCAAUCAAAAUUUAAAUGAUUUCCUUAACGUCAAUUUCAGAAAUGAAAAAUUAUUUUUUAAUCAAAUUCAAGACUGAAAGAACAUGUGUUGUUAAUUAUCUACUCUUCUGCAUAGUUUAAAAUGCAUGUUAAGAUAAAAAUGUGUAUGCGCAAUCGCUUAAAAAAAUCUUGAAUGUGUUUAUAUUUCUUUUUUUCUCACGAGUCUAAAUGUUAAUUGUAAGUUUACUGUUUAAAGUUGAGAGUAUACAUGUUAUUCAUACUAACCACUAAAAUAUUUAUAUUCAUACAUACAUUUUAUCUAAAAUAUUAUUUUUUUAACUGUUGGAUUUAUUGUAAAGACUGACUAGAAAUUAUAAGUAAAAUCUUUAUACUAUUCAUUAGUUGGAUAUAUAAAAUAUAUUAAUUAUUAUAUUGUGUCCUUGUACACUUCACUAUACACUAUUACACUAAUGUAUUAUUAUAUAAAUAAUAUGAUUUGUAAAAAUAAUAA
Molecule: messenger RNA, 4528 nt
Organism: Aphis gossypii (cotton aphid)
Lineage: Eukaryota; Metazoa; Arthropoda; Insecta; Hemiptera; Aphididae
Product: protein cappuccino-like
Exons: 19
Coding region: 434-4057 (1207 amino acids)
Biological process (GO): intracellular signal transduction; actin nucleation; actin filament network formation
Cellular component (GO): actin filament; cytoplasm; cytoskeleton
Molecular function (GO): microtubule binding; actin filament binding
Source: RefSeq, a predicted model, not a curated record